AUGAGGAGCGAGGUGCUCGCAGCCCUGCUAGGGCUGUUCGUGGCGCUGGCGGCCGGUGUGGAGGACUUGAGCCUGAAGGACUUCGACUUUGCCCAGUUUUCAGGUAUCUGGUACGAGAUUGCCUUCGCUCCCAACCUGGAGCCCCAGGGCUCGCCCCGGACGAAGAAGAUGGGGGCCGUAAUGGUGGAGCAGGAGGGGUCCCACCUGGCCCUUACCUCCGUGUCUGACCACGUGAGCCGCUGUGUGAAGGAGAAGAGCCAGGCUGUGAAGUGGGACGCCCCUGGGAAGUUCAAGCUUCCUAUGGAGUCUGGAGGCAAAGAGGUCACUGUGGUGGCCACGGACUGCAAGACGUAUGCCAUCAUGAACGUUGUCUUCAGCAAAGGAGGGAAGGCCCACAGUGUCCUGAAACUUUAUAGCCAGAUGGUGGAACACAACGAAAAAGCCAUGGACAGGUUCCUCGUAAAGGCCCUGGAGCACGGGCUGUCAGCAGUGGACGUGCAGCUGCUCUCCAAGGACCAUGAGUGUCCGGGCCCCGGGCAGGCCUCUCUCCCGGCACCCAUCUCCCCACGUCACCGUCUUCUCGUCUCCACAGCCUUCCCAUCACGCCUGGAAGAGGAGUCUGGGGUCCGAGGGGCGGUGGGGCUGUCUGGGGCAGACAGAGCCGAGGUCCAGACCGUGGGCCGAGCCGUGAGGGGCUGCCUGAGGGUCGAGGCCAUCAGCUGUCUGUUCUGGGCCAGCUCCUCCACUGGUCACAGAGGCUGGGCUGAGAGUGCGGUCCGGGCACCUGUCCUGCAGCCCCUCACGCUGUCCCGUCCUACCGGGAGGUCCUUGGAGGCCGGGCGGCGCCCUGAGGCCCUGGCCUUCUGUGUCACAGGAGCUGAUCUAGAGGAGCCCCCGCCCCCAUCCCGGAUGCUCGGAGCCCCGCCCACCCAGCCUCCCCUGACCGCCCAGCCCUGGGGGGCCCGCCUGUACCUGCUCUGA
Molecule: messenger RNA, 981 nt
Organism: Eubalaena glacialis (North Atlantic right whale)
Lineage: Eukaryota; Metazoa; Chordata; Mammalia; Artiodactyla; Balaenidae
Product: epididymal-specific lipocalin-5-like
Exons: 7
Coding region: 1-981 (326 amino acids)
Molecular function (GO): small molecule binding
Source: RefSeq, a predicted model, not a curated record